AUGAUGUUCUCCCUCAGGGAACCGGGAUCUGAUGGGAUCUCCUACCCCAUCAUCUCACACUUGGGAUUUGCAGGGGAGCUUGCAUUCCUGCAGCUCAUCAACAAGUCCUGGUAUACUGCCACACUAUUCCAGAGUAUGGGAAAAAUUAUAAUAGUUCCCAUCCCAAAACCAGGCAAAUACCAACCCAUUUUCCUCCCCAGCUGCCUGGGCAAAACAGCCGAAAGGAUGAAAAAUGGGACUCCUCAUGAACACCUGCAUGGGUUCACCAGGGGCAUGAGCACAACACACAGCAUCACUAUACUCCUUAGCACAAUAUACACUACAACCUCUGUGGUUGUAUUUCUAGACCUAGAGAUAGCUUUCGAAUUAUCAAGUCCCCUUGCCAUUCAGGAGUCCCUAAUCCACAAGGGAAUCAGAGGUAAACUUUUGGCCUGGGUAGCUGACUAUUUCAAGAACAGAACAGCAAACGCCAGAUACCACGGUCACCUAUCUCAGCUUUUGCCACUAGAAGAUGGAACGCCACUGGGUGGGGUUCUCAGUGCUACCCUUUUCAACCUCAUGUCCAGCAUACUGAACAUACACCCGUCAGAGGGAUGUAGGAUCAUCUUUUAUGCAGACAAUAUGGCAAACAUUUUUGGUAAGCGCUGCCUCAACAGAGCCCAAUGUUGUCUGGACCUUGUGUCUGAAGUGUUACAGGACGAGUCUCAAGAUUUCAGCAAUAAACUCAAAAGUUAUGGCUCUGAAAACCAAUGUCAAGAAAACAAAACUCACUGUCCAGAGCAUGGAUCUGGAAUGAGUUAA
Penaeus vannamei (Pacific white shrimp) is the source of this 801-nucleotide messenger RNA. RefSeq lists its product as uncharacterized. NCBI's taxonomy places the organism in Eukaryota, Metazoa, Arthropoda, Malacostraca, Decapoda, Penaeidae. The record is from RefSeq and is a predicted model, not a curated record.